GGGUGGAGGGUAGCACCAGACGGCGAUACAUACCGUCCUGGCACUUGGGCCACUCAGCUGCCAUCCAACAUCCUGAGCAGAGGGACCCAGGACAGCUCUGUAUGGUGGCAGGAUGGGGGCACAGCCUUCCUGUCCCCUGGGGAAAAGGCGGCAGCAACAGCUUCAGGGUCAGGUGGAUGGCAUGCUGAGGACCUUCCUGCCCUGUUACCGCAGGCAGCUGGCUGCAGCUAUGCUCAGGCACAUCUCCCAGGAGCUGGGACCCCAGGAGCCAGCCGGACGCCAGCUGUCCCACACCAAAAAGCUGCCUCGAGUCAGGGAGCAUCAGGGACCCUUGACCCUGCUCCAGGGCCGCCCGCCACAGUGGCAGCCCGCCUUCUGUGUUCUGCGUGGAGAUGGACGUCUAGAAUGGUUCAGUCACAAGGAGGAGUAUGAGUCUGGGUGUCGUCCGCUGGGCUCCACAGCUCUGACAGGGUAUACACUGCUCACAUCCCAGCGUGAAUACCUCUGCCUUUUGGAUGACCUCUGCCCCAGCUCCUCUGGAGACCUUGCCCUGGAGGAGCCGCUGCGGGUGCUGGAGGAACCUGUGAGCUUCCCGCUCUUCCUCGUACACCCCUUCCGUGCUCACCUCUGCUUCUGCGCUCACUCUCGGGGGGCGCAGCGCGCCUGGAGGCUCGGCUUGCAGGGUGCCAUUCGUCUGAGAGCCACCGGUGCGUCGCAGGAGCAGCGGGGUGCAGUCCUGCAGCGCAGCCGGGCGCCCGCAGCCUGCGCCUUCCUGGACGCCGUGCUGCUCUAUCGACAACGCCGGGGCUACGCUGGUGGAGACGACGCGACACUGGGCUCCGACGCAGAGGUACUGAGCGCUGAACUGAUGCGGGAGCUGUUGCCAGCGCUGCGAGCACAGGCGCUCCGAGGGCUGCGCGGUGCGGGACGCGCCCGAGCUCGGGCCUGCGCGGAGUUCCUCGACGCCGUGCACGCAGCCGUCCUGGCCGGGGCAUCCUCGGGGCUGCGUGCCUUCCAGCCAGAAAAAGACGCAUUGCUGGCGGCUCUGGAGAGGAUGGUGCGCGCAGACCUUGAGCAGAUCCUACAGCAGCGGGCACUCGGGGCUCGGAGAACAGAAGGAUCUACUCUGCUGCCCAAUUAUCAAGACCCGGGUUUGAAUCUCGUUCUACUUCCUCUGCCUACACCUUUGGGCCAAGUCUCGCUGCUCCUAGCUUCAGUUUCCCUAGCUGUAAACCGAGAUCCAGGACGCAGUAGAGGCAUGCCUGUGCCGCAAGGUGGACCCGCAACUGCCGCAGCUUACUCUUGCGCUGCUGAGUCCUGUGGAAGCCACGCUCCAAGCUGUUCGGACCCUUCUCAUCCAGGGGAUGGACCGGCUGUGUCACUACCUUCGCAAGAACCCUUCUGGCACUCGGCUGUGCAGGUUUAUGAAUUUGAGGAGAUACCAUGGGACCCAGAGCUGAUGCAGGCCUGCUACCGGGAGGCAGAGAGGAACCGCAACCAUCUAGCUCAGCUGGCAAAACCCUUUGGUUUCCUGGGGAUGCGGAGCCUGGUGUUUGGGGCCCAAGACCUUGCACAACAGCUCAUGGCGGCUGCAGUCACCACCUUUCUGCAGCUGGCUGACCAGUGUCUGACAUCAGCUCUGGACCGCAGCCAGGCAGCUGAGCAGCUGGAGAAAGUCAGGGGCCUUGUGCUGAAGAAGUUCACCUCGGACAGUGAGACUACGCGAUGGACGUUCACCCGGGACUGGCUGCUGGGGAUCUUCUGGCCCUUCGUAUGGAGCCAGCUUGGGAUGAGAUGUAACUUGGAACCACCAGAGGUGGAUGGGGACAUCCUGGCCAUGGGCUGGCAGGUUCUGACCACUGAGGGUGUCUACAAGGAUGUCAUUCAGGGCAUCUUGCUGCAGAGGAUUGACAGAGAGUUGAAGAACGUUCUUGGUGCCAGGGACAGAGCCUGCUCUCUAGAUGACUGAUGAGUAGCCCAGUGGGACCAGGAAGGAAAAGACAGGGAGCAUCCAGGUGACAGUUGUCACUUCACAGAGGAGGAAGCUGGUGCUCGGAUCUGAGAGAGAGAGAGAGAGAGAGAGAGAGAGAGAGAGAAAGAAAGAGAGGCUGAAACUCUUACUCUGCAGGCCAAAUGCAGCCACUCCAUACAACAUGGCUUCCAAGAACUGUCCAGAGCUGAGUCCUAACCCAUCCACAGCCACCCUGGAGGACAAUGGAUAAAGGUCUGGAGUUGCCUCCCUGGGCCAAGUGUAUGAAUGCUUCUGACUUUGUAACUUAUGUAUCCAACAAAGUAUCUUAGAUGGUAUAUUCCUGAUAAAAUUUGUACACUCAGAUUCUGAGUUAGCCUGGGCUACCAUAAUAAGACACUGUCUCUAUAAAACAACCCAAAACCUCUGUUAAUAUGCUACAUGUAAUGCUACAUUUAAUUUCAUUUUUAUCUUUAUUUAAUUUUUUCUUAAAAUUCUGUACGUUUCU
Molecule: messenger RNA, 2477 nt
Organism: Mastomys coucha (southern multimammate mouse)
Lineage: Eukaryota; Metazoa; Chordata; Mammalia; Rodentia; Muridae
Gene: Niban3
Product: niban apoptosis regulator 3
Exons: 16
Coding region: 113-1969 (618 amino acids)
Source: RefSeq, a predicted model, not a curated record